GGUCUUUACGACACACUUGACUGGACGAUAGUGGUCUAUCAGUAACCUACUGUGUAGCAUCGGUGCUCUGAUCAAGCAAUUUGCUUCCAAAAGAAGGAGGAUUUUGCAGACUCUUCUAGGAAUAAGGUUCAACUAUACUAAUCUGAUUUUGUUCAGAGAAACAUGUCUUUCUGAAACUUUUCUUAGGUAUUAAGGCAAGAAAUUCCUAAUAAUGGCGGCCUUAAUCGCAAGGUACACGCGCCUUUGCACAGGAGUUUUAAGACGUGAAGGUUGCAACUUGACUGGGUUUUCACGAUGCAGUGAUUCAGUUUUUUCAGGAUGUUCAACGAUUCAAAGCCUGAAAAUGAACACACUUUUCAAAAGACAGUUUUCAUUAGAUGAACUUAGUCAAGAUGAAAUGAUGGAUGAAGACAGACUUUUUUCACUUGUUACUUUGGUUGUAAAAGGGAGUGAUGAAGCAGUUCUGGAUAGCUAUACUCAAUUUGUCACUAGAGCAGCAAAAAUUCUGAAUCUUGAUAUUUCAAGAAGGACAAUAUUAGAGACUCAUUUUGAGAAAAGAACUUUACUAAAAUCGCCACAUAUUUACAAGAAACACCAAGCUCAAUAUGAGGUCAGAACCCACGGAAGGAUGGUUCAGUUGCAAAAACUAACUGGCGACACUGCAGACAUUUUUCUUGAGUAUAUACAGAGAAAUUUGCCCGAAGGUGUCAGCAUGAACGUUGAGCAGACGGAGGUUCUAGAUGUCCCCGAGUACAUAAGGCCUCCGGUCCAAAUAAUUCACGAAAGAAUAGAAAAGUCGAAAUAAAGAAAAUGCCUGUGCAUUAUCAAUGGUAACAUCUUUGUUAAGUUUUUCCUUCGCAAGUAAAUUGUGUUCUCAGCACGUGUGCACAAAAGCUGUAAUGUUCUCUAAUUUGCUACUGGGAGAAAAGAUUAUGUUGACUUAAUUUUGAUCUUAUUGAUCAGAACGUCUUUCCCAUUGCCCGUAAUUCCCUAUGAAAAUAUGUUAUCAAAGUUUCGUAUGACAAUUUAUAUUGCGUAUAGUAUUUUAUGUCAAAUUUCUAAGAAUUCAGUCAGAUAAGUGUUGGCUUCGGAAUUUUGGCGUUGACUUAAUCCUUUUGGCUGUCAGUAACUGUCUCCUUUGAUACCUUAGUAGACUCACUUUUCUUCUGCCUUAUUUCAAUCUUGUCAUUUGUAAGUUCGUGUAUUUCCCAACAGUGAAUAAGUAACAUUUGAAAAUGACACUCAUCCCUCGCCUUAAUUAGUUAACAAGACUGUUCAUGUGACUCGGUUUUUAUGAAGUGAAUUUAUUGAAUACCGUAAAUCAUCCAGGUGUAUUGAUGUGAUUUUUCAAAGUUGCUGGAUUAUUCUCUUUAAGAGCUUACAAACAUUGGCUUAACAAUCGGACUUCUUAUGCCAAUUAAAAGUAUACACAGCUUAAAGUGAUUGUUUGAGGUGCUCAUCUGUAAGGAUAUGUCCUUCAAUGACUUUCUCACGGAUAACUGCUAACUUACUUCCUCCAAAUGAUCCGUCCGUAAUUCACGGCUUAGAAGUCCCUUUAAACUGUGAAAAUCAUCUUCCUGAAUUAAGGCAGGUGGGAUAGGAGACCCUGCCGCUUAUCCAUGCAUCCUGUAUAUCGCUUUCUUCGGCUUCUUUUUCGCCCGACAAAGCUUAGGCCGCUCCUUGGGCAGCCCACCCAUCACAGUCCGCUUAUUGGGUCUGUUUUACGUUACUUUACCAUUUACACACAUCGCCUAUUCCCUUAACUUAUGUUGCCCACAGAUCUGCUUAUUUUCUGGUAAAUUUCUGGUUGAAAUCUUUAAUUAAUCUUUUUGUGUCGAAAUCUGAUGAAGUUCAACUAAGUUUUCUGAUCAUUUGAUAAGUCUGAUAUUAAAUUGUAAUGAAAUCAUUGAUGUAGUACUAUGCCUCACUUUCCAUAUCACAAUCCAGUAAUUAUCAUCGAUUUUCUGCCUUGAACCAGUAAACAAUGUAGCGAUCAAUUAUUUGCUCAAUCGUGUAUUUUAUCCCAUAUGGUUCACGAAUUACCUCAAUUCGUAAAUUGCAUCAAAAUCUAAAGAUUAAAUUGCAUAAACUUGCCUAUCUCAUCGUAGUUAAAUUAGUGGGAGUGUAUCCGAUUAAGUGUUUUACCCCUAGUGCAAUUCGGGUAAUUUUAUUGGCUUUAUCGCUUAAAUUGCGUUACUCGUAACUGUAACUGCAUUUAGAAAUUGUUUUAAAAUGAUUUAUGUUAAGACUAUCAUUCAAUUUCCAAUACUUUCAUCGCACUAAGGGGUUAUUGUGUACUGGCUGUUUGCGUCAAAUUUCUGUUGACGUACUAUACCCUUCUACAGUAAACAACUUAGCUUCAUAACUUGCAAAUGGCCUUGCUACACUGAUAUUUGGCUUAUUGCACCUAUUUCAAAGAUAAUGAAUAGCUAGUUAUUUCUCGAUAUUCCAGAUUGUUUUAAACGACAUCACAACGUCGCUUAGAAAUUAACUUCAUUUUCUCCCCGACGCCUGUAAGGUUGCGCAAACCUGAGCUCAUAACAGGUCGCGUCUUUUAGGUAUUAGGGAAAAAUUAAGAACAGGAAGAAAGUUUAUUCAUAAUGUAAAAGAAAGUUUUUAAAUAAUGCCACAAUGUAGCAAAGUUAUAUAAACAAGUGUCUUUAUUUCACUUUGCAUAGAAUGCGUUAGCUAUGGCCUCACUUAAUUAGUGGUUGUGUUUUUGUUUUAGUUUUUUGCAAUUUGAGUAGAAUUUUAGAUGCUAGAGCUGCUUUUUGCUUAUAGUGCAUUUCAAGCACUUAAAAAACAUGAUUCAUUUUCCUAGUUUAUAAAUCAGUUUGAUACUAUUAUUUCUGAAGAUGGUAUAAAUAAAUUUUAAAAACGACAGUGUAACUUAGA
Rhopilema esculentum is the source of this 2895-nucleotide messenger RNA. RefSeq names its product small ribosomal subunit protein uS10m. Gene Ontology annotation, molecular function: structural constituent of ribosome. The record is from RefSeq and is a predicted model, not a curated record. NCBI's taxonomy places the organism in Eukaryota, Metazoa, Cnidaria, Scyphozoa, Rhizostomeae, Rhizostomatidae. Gene Ontology annotation, cellular component: ribosome; mitochondrion; mitochondrial small ribosomal subunit. Gene Ontology annotation, biological process: translation.